Oryza sativa Japonica Group (Japanese rice) is the source of this 1713-nucleotide messenger RNA. RefSeq names its product protein trichome birefringence-like 19. The record is from RefSeq and is a predicted model, not a curated record. Gene Ontology annotation, molecular function: O-acetyltransferase activity. Lineage: Eukaryota; Viridiplantae; Streptophyta; Magnoliopsida; Poales; Poaceae. Gene Ontology annotation, cellular component: Golgi apparatus.
AAUGACCAUAUAUUAUAUAAAUCAAAUGUUUUCGAAUGAGCAGAAUCUGAUACAUUUAACAAUUGACAAACUGAUUCUGCUCGCCUCUGUCCCCUUUAAAUUCAACUGCGUCGGUCGAAACAAACCCCAAAAAAAAAACAAAGAAAGAAAAUCCCCCGAUCCCCUUCUCUCUCCCGCGGCCGGCGGCGCGAGCGUCGGCGGCGGCGGAGCGGCGUCUCUGCUGCUGGAGCUGCUCUGAGCUGCUUGCUUGCUUGCACAUUGCUGGUUGUCGCCGAUGAAGCUGCUUCAGCGCGUCAACCCCACGGCAGCGGCGUCGCUCACGGCGCUCGCCGUCGUCGUGCUGCUCACGGCGUCGGCAAGCCGCCCUUCGUUCCUCCGGAGGUUCGAGCCCAGCAUCGCGUCGCUGCCGAGGGCCGCCCGGCGCGCCGCGCCGGCGGACUGCGACAUCUUCCGCGGCGAGUGGGUGCCCGCCACCGCCGCCGACGACGGCGCGGCGCCGUACUACACGAACGCCACCUGCGGGGAGAUCCAGGAGCACCAGAACUGCAUGAAGUACGGCCGCCCCGACCUCGGCUUCCUCCGGUGGCGGUGGCGCCCGGAGCGCUGCGAGCUCCCGCGGUUCGACGCGGCGGCGUUCCUGGACCUCCUCAGGGGCAAGUCCAUGGCGUUCGUCGGCGACUCGCUCUCCAGGAACCAUAUGCAGUCUCUCCUGUGCCUCCUCUCCAAGGUGGAGAAUCCGAGAGAAGUCCCCAAGACGGCGGAUCCAGAGUUCAGGGCGGUGCGGUACGAGUCCCACAACUUCACCGUCGCCGUCUUCCGGUCGCCGUACCUCGUGACGGCGAACCAGUCGGACCCCGCCGGCGGGAUGUGGGACCUCUACCUCGACGAGCCGGACGCCGCCUGGGCGACCGCCGUGGCGGGCUUCGACUACGUCGUCGUCUCCACGGGGAUCUGGUUCAACCGCCCGACCAUGUUCUACGAGCGCGGCCGCCUCGUCGGCUGCUACAGCUGCCGCCUCCCGGGCGUCCCCGACCUCACCCUCCGCUACUCCCUGCCCCUGGCGUUCCGCACCGCGCUGCGCGCGCUCACCGCCGCAAGCGUGUUCAACGGCACGGUGAUCGUGCGCACGCUGUCGCCGACGUCGCACUUCGAGGGCGGCGAGUGGGACAAGGGCGGCGACUGCCGGCGCACGCGGCCGACCGCGGCGAGCGAGGCGCGGAUGUCCGGGCUGGACGUGGACUUCCACGCGGCGCAGGUGGAGGAGUUCAGGAGGGCGGAGGCGGCGGCGGCGGCGAGCGGGAGCGCGGUGAGGAUGCUGCUGAUGGACGCGACGGCGGCGAUGGUGGCGCGGGCGGACGGGCACCCGAGCCGGUACGGGCACUGGGCGCACGAGAACGUGACGCUGUACAACGACUGCGUGCACUGGUGCCUCCCUGGACCCGUCGAUGUGUGGAACGAGAUGCUGCUCCAGAUGCUGCUGCGUCAUCAAUCGUGAAGAGUUUUCUGGUUCAUCUUUGUAAUUUUUCUCUCUCAAAAUUUUCAUAUAGAAAUAAGUUUAUUUAACCCCUCAAAUUCUAUAUAUGGUGUUUAACUAUGACAUAGAAGUACCCUCCAAUAUUCACAGACAAGUGCCCUGCCGGUGCACUAGGAAUUUAGUACUUGUACUUGCUUUUUUCUAUCCGUGAGUUUUGAGUGGGAGCAACUCUUUUUCUA